CCCAACGCAGGUGUCGGCGUGUUUUUUUUCCAUAGCAGAUGCAGGCUUCUUGAACCGUUCUGGACCAGUGAAGCAACUUACCUCGAUGUCGUUACCCUCUCGGGAAGGACGAAAGGAGACAAACUCUGAAUGCAGACAGUAAAGGUGCCUGACUAGCUGCUUGGCAGGGACCAUCAGGCAGGAGCAGGAGUGAGAGCCCGCGGUCUGCACGGCCGGAUCCCAGCCCUGUGCCUUGUCCUGCAGCCUGACCCCCAGCAUGCCGGGCCCCCGCCUGCUGGCGGCGCUCUGCGGCGCGCUGCUCUGCGCCUCUGGCCUCUUCGCUGCCUCCGGUGACUUCUGUGACUCCAGUGAGUGCCUGAAUGGUGGGACCUGCUUGUUGGGUGUGGACGACCGCGCCUUCUACUGCCUCUGCCCCGAAGGCUUCACGGGCGUCAUCUGCAACGAGACUGAGACAGGUCCCUGUUUCCCGAACCCCUGCCACAAUGAUGCCCUGUGCCAGGUGACCGAUGAAUCACAGCGCGGGGAUGUCUUCACCGAGUACAUCUGCAAGUGCCCUCAAGGCUACACAGGCAUCCACUGUGAGACCGUCUGCGCCACGCCGCUGGGCAUGGAGACCGGUGCCAUCGCCAACUGGCAGAUCUCCGCCUCGUCCAUGCACUUCGGCUUCAUGGCUGUGCAGCGCUGGGCCCCAGAGCUGGCCCGCCUGCACCGCUCGGGCAUUGUCAACGCCUGGACAGCCAGCAACUACGAUAAGAGACCCUGGAUCCAGGUGAACCUGACACGGAAGAUGCGGGUGACGGGCGUGGAGACGCAGGGCGCCAGCCGCGCGGGCAGUGCUGAGUACGUGAAGACUUUCAAAGUGGCCUACAGCCUCAACGGGAGAAAGUUCCAGUUCCUGCAGACAGAAGCGGGCCUGGGAGACAAGAUAUUCGUGGGUAAUGUGGACAACAAUGGCGUGAAGACCAACAUGUUUGACUUCCCUCUAGAGGUGCAGUAUGUGAGGCUGGUGCCUGUCACCUGCCACCGGGGCUGCACCCUGCGCUUUGAGCUCCUUGGCUGUGAGCUGAAUGGAUGCUCCGAACCCCUGGGCCUGAAGGACAACACCAUCCCCGACAAGCAGAUCACGGCCUCCAGCACCUACAGGACUUGGGGCCUGGGUUCCUUCAGCUGGCAUCCCUACUAUGCGCGGCUGGACAAGCAGGGCAAGUUCAACGCCUGGACCGCUGAGAGAAACUCCGCCUCCGAGUGGCUGCAGAUCGACUUGGGCUCCCAGAAACAAGUGACCGGCAUCAUCACGCAGGGGGCCCGCGACUUCGGCCACAUCCAGUACGUGGCAGCCUACAAGGUGGCCCACAGUGACGAUGGCGUGAGCUGGACCGAGUACAGGGACGAGGGGGCCGAAGACAGCAAGAUCUUCCCAGGAAACUUCGACAAUAAUUCCCACAAGAAGAACGUGUUUGAGACGCCCUUCCUGGCUCGCUUUGUGCGCAUCCUGCCCGUAGCCUGGCACAACCGGAUCACCCUGCGUGUAGAGUUGCUGGGCUGUUAGUAGGUCUGGCUGAAGUGGCUGGGGCGCCUGCCCCUUCCCCGUCCCCUGACCUUCUGUGGGCCUGCUGCCUCUGCCACCCACCCCCCUCCUGAUUGUAGCGCCGUGGUGGGGGGUUCAGUCACCUCUCCCUCCCCUGUCCUCCUCAUGCCCCACUUCCCACCUGCCCCUGUCACCGGCCCUCACACCAUCCCAUUUUCUUGGCGCUGUGGGGGCACAGUAGGUCUGGGGCGGACAGAGAACGAGGCUGGGGGGUGGGCUGCCUGCACCGCUCCAGAUCCCUGCCCCCCCCAUCCUAGGCUCCCAGCCCUGCAGGAAGGCCUUGAGGCACCAGGCUGGAGAUAACCGCCCCCUGCCCCCCAGCCGUGAGGCAUGAUGCUGCCACUCUCCAUGCCGCCACCUGGCCCUCCCCCCUCAUGUCCCUGGAGACCCCUCUGACCCUUGUGCUGCAGCCCAGAAAGACAGAACGGGGUGGGGCGGGUCUGUGGCGAGAUGUGGGUGGGCACAGGGGUCUUGAGUGCACUGGCAGCUUCCAAAAUAUAUUUAUAUCACU
Molecule: messenger RNA, 2099 nt
Organism: Pteronotus mesoamericanus
Lineage: Eukaryota; Metazoa; Chordata; Mammalia; Chiroptera; Mormoopidae
Gene: MFGE8
Product: milk fat globule EGF and factor V/VIII domain containing
Exons: 10
Coding region: 257-1549 (430 amino acids)
Cellular component (GO): plasma membrane
Molecular function (GO): signaling receptor activity
Source: RefSeq, a predicted model, not a curated record